Messenger RNA from Aspergillus wentii DTO 134E9, 681 nucleotides. RefSeq names its product rhodanese-like domain-containing protein. NCBI's taxonomy places the organism in Eukaryota, Fungi, Ascomycota, Eurotiomycetes, Eurotiales, Aspergillaceae. Gene Ontology annotation, cellular component: mitochondrion. The transcript has 2 exons. Gene Ontology annotation, molecular function: thiosulfate-cyanide sulfurtransferase activity. The record is from RefSeq and is a predicted model, not a curated record. Bases 1 to 681 code for a protein of 226 amino acids.
AUGGCUUCAUUACCAUCUAUCCGACGAUCUUUGACAACGCUCGCUUCUCGCGCUGCCAACCAGGCCCCUGCCCACGUCGCUCCACGCAGUGCUGCCGCCAUCUUCAACCGGGAAUGCCUGAGCAAGAGAACAUUCGGGACAUCGGGCUUGCCGGGUCAAUCUCGUGCUAGAUUCGGGGCUGGAGCAUUGAGCGAUGUUCAGCGACAAAGCCAAUUCAAGCAAUCCAUUCGACGAAAGAGUGAUAAUGGAGAGCCGUUGAGACAAUGGGGUUUCGAGGAUAUCAACGCCGCUCUCCCCACAGACCCAAACGCCGCUUCUCCCCCGGCAACCCCCCAAAAGAACCUCAUCCUCGUCGAUGUCCGUGAACCCGCCGAGCUCAACUCAACGGGUAUCAUUCCCUCCGCCGUGUCCGUCCCGCUUGCCUCCCAGCCCGAUGCUUUCUUCUUGACUCCUGACGAAUUCGAGACUCGCUUCGGGUACCCCAAGCCUGGUGCGGAGGAGGACCAGACGCAGGAGAUUGUGUUUUACUGCAAGGCUGGUGUGAGGGCCCGUGCGGCGGCGCAAUUGGCUGUUCAGGCUGGAUAUGAUCCGGCGAAGCUUGGAGUUUAUGAUGGGAGCUGGUUGGACUGGGUGGACCACGAGGGUAAGGUCGAGCGAUGGGAGGGUCCGGAUUAUGAUUAA